Messenger RNA from Ictidomys tridecemlineatus (thirteen-lined ground squirrel), 2047 nucleotides. RefSeq names its product FKBP prolyl isomerase 7 (gene Fkbp7). Lineage: Eukaryota; Metazoa; Chordata; Mammalia; Rodentia; Sciuridae. Gene Ontology annotation, molecular function: calcium ion binding; peptidyl-prolyl cis-trans isomerase activity. The record is from RefSeq and is a predicted model, not a curated record.
UCGCAUAAUUGACAGUAAUUUUCAGAAUUAUAGAAUUUUGCAAACUCUAAUUCACUAUGAGGGUCACCACCCUCUAAGCAAUCACAUAAAGUAGCCUCAGCGCUGAGACUUAUAGCAUCAUUGAGGUUGAAUAGUUCGUCUCUUUCCAAAAGAUAAUCCAGGCCUUUCCUGAAAGCUUUCUGGUUUGGGGUAGUCUGGACAUUCACUUGAAAAUAAGGUGAAUUGGUGGAUGGAUAGAUGGAUAUGUAGUAAAUCGAAAACAGUUCAACAUUAAUGAUAGAAUCUAGUUGGUGGGUAUAGGGUGUUCACUGCAAAUUCCUACUUUUCUAUGUUUGGAAAGUUUUCAUAUUGAAAUGAGGGAAGGGGGUUGCAUCAAACAGAGUUGGCCUAAUCUUUGCUGCAUAUUAGCUGAGAGAUUGAACCAAAAUGCCCGGUAUUCAAGUCUCCUCAUCUGAUAUGGAUAAAUCUGAUGUCACAGAGUUAGCAGGGAAAAAAAGGUCAAGAGUUUUUCCCGCAAUACUAGAGUCCCUCAAGUCAAGGAUGGUCUGGAGUGGUGGCAGACGCAAACGAAAGGCAGCGGCGGGUUACAAAUCGCUGAGUACGGCAACGUGGCAAUUUGACCAGUUCAGGUAACUGUCAGGCUGUGUGUGACUGACGCGGUGUGGAACUCCUUAAUGCAUGACUCCGACCCCAAGAAAGAACUUUAAGGAUGCUCCAGAAGCACUCAGCAACCGCAAGCCUUACCGUCUUUUUUCCAGAAUACCUGUCCUCCCCCUUCAUUCCCGCUAGUUCCCCAUGGGUCUUAUAAGCCUUUUGCACCAGAAAUAACGAUUAUAUUCUCUGGUUCUAAAACAUCCCACCGCAGACUGUUCAUCUCGUCUUUUACCAGUUUUAUUUUAGGAAACGGGAGUGUUACUACUGAAUCUGGAGGAAAUCGGCUCUAAGACACGCGGACUUCUCGAGGAGAAGCGUGCGAGGUUGCGACACCUUGGCAACAGAGGACAGCCAGCCCAAGAGCCCAUUAUCACAGACAAGCUCCAGAUCCCACGCCCCGGGAAAACUACAGUUCUAGCGCGCGGCUGGGGGCGGGGCGCCGAGAAGCCCCGCCCAGGCUCUUUAUGACGUAAGACAAUGCCUGCCACGCGUCGGAAUUCUGCCCUGGGAAGAGCCACCCAAAGCGAAAGACACGCGGUGGGGAACGCGGUGGUAUCGUGGGGCCUGUUCCAGGAAUCAUGCAUUUCUUAUCCAGAUUAGUUGUUUUCUUUUACCUGUGGGGCUUUGUUACUGCUCAGGGACUAAAGAAAGAAGAGAGCCCAGAGGAAGUGAAAAUAGAAAUUUUGCAUCGUCCCGAAAACUGCUCUAAGACAAGCAAGAAGGGAGACCUGCUUAAUGCCCAUUAUGAUGGCUACUUGGCUAAAGAUGGCUCGAAAUUCUACUGCAGCCGGACACAAAACGAAGGUCACCCCAAAUGGUUUGUUCUUGGUGUUGGACAAGUCAUAAAAGGCCUAGACAUUGCUAUGAUGGAUAUGUGCCCUGGAGAGAAGCGAAAAGUGAUUAUACCUCCUUCAUUUGCAUAUGGAAAGGAAGGAUAUGAUGGCAAGAUUCCACCUGAUGCAACGUUGAUUUUUGAGAUUGAACUUUAUGCUGUGACCAAAGGACCACGGAGCAUUGAAACAUUUAAACAAAUAGACACAGACAAUGAUCGGCAACUCUCUAAAACCGAGAUAAAUCAUUACUUGAAAAAAGAAUUUGAAAAAGAUGAGAAGCCACGUGACAAGUCAUAUCAGAAUGCAGUUUUAGAAGAUAUUUUUAAGAAGAAUGACCAUGAUGGUGAUGGCUUCAUUUCUCCCAAAGAAUACAAUGUAUACCAGCAUGAUGAACUAUAGCAUAUUUUUAUUUCUACAUUUUUUAGCUACUUACUGUACUUUAAUACAUUAUACAGUCAUUUUUCUCCAGGUUGUAUUUCUAUUUUUCUCCUGUGAGAUAUUUUGUUCCCUUCAAUACAUGUCAUUUUGUUUAAUAAAUGUGAUGCUGUUUUGCAAAUUUA